AUGUGUAAAACAAAUGAUGUCAUUGAUCGACUUGGUCUUACAGGAAUCGAAGAACCUAAUGGAGGCCAUGACUAUUAUCAUUACAUUGCUAGCUUUCCCAUUAAAUUCUGGUAUCUAACUGGCGAGACACUUCAGACAUUUGGUGAGGUCGUUGUGGACAUGCGAAUGUCAAUAAUAUUUCACGACCGGACAUACCGUCGCAACAGAGUCCGUCGCAGGAUACGAGUUCAAAGAUUGAAUAUUACAAACAGRCUCCUCCUAGUGUUUAUUUGGCUGAGAAGAUAUCUUAGAAUGCAAACCCUGGCCAUGAUGUUUAAAGUGGACGUUACAUAUGUAAGCAAAAUAAUACAAGAAAUAGUUCCUCUUCUACUUGAGAAAUAUUCGCGACAAGUCGUUUGGCCAACUUUAGAAGAGUGUAGAGGUUGGCUGGGGCACGGGAAAAAAUUCCCGUCCUGUGUUGGGAUAAUUGAUGCAACGACUCAUCCAAUAUGGCCACCAUCUCAACGACAGGCAAUGUUUUAUAGAGGCGACAAAAAGAAACACUUCAUGUCAAGCCACGUCAUCGUUACUCCAGAUGAGAUGAUAGUUAAUUGUUCGGCUGCAUUCCCCGGACAUCUCAACGACACUAAUGGAUUUAACAUGAUGCCAAGGAUUGGUCCGCAGUGUGCUCUAGAUCUCCUGCUGGCUGCCAUAUUAUUUCUGACAACGGUUAUCCUCCCCAUCCUGCUCUGAUUAAACCUAAAAGAAGAGCCCAAGUCAAUGGAAACCCAAGACUACAGGAGAUAAACAGGGAGCUCACUAGCUGUCGGAUUAAAGUAGUACA
Molecule: messenger RNA, 823 nt
Organism: Actinia tenebrosa (Australian red waratah sea anemone)
Lineage: Eukaryota; Metazoa; Cnidaria; Anthozoa; Actiniaria; Actiniidae
Source: RefSeq, a predicted model, not a curated record